Messenger RNA from Ustilaginoidea virens, 1215 nucleotides. RefSeq lists its product as uncharacterized. NCBI's taxonomy places the organism in Eukaryota, Fungi, Ascomycota, Sordariomycetes, Hypocreales, Clavicipitaceae. The transcript has a single exon. The coding region runs from base 1 to 1215 and encodes 404 amino acids. The record is from RefSeq and is a predicted model, not a curated record.
AUGUCCGGGCUACCUUGCCCCUCUCAACGGGCCACAGCGCUUUGCACCUCGUCCACCAGCCGCGCCUUUUCCGCCGCCCGCGAGAUGCCUCUCAUCAUGAACGCCGACGUGGCCAGGCUCGACGGCCUGGCCCCGCGGGCCUGCGAGCUGUGCGGCAGCAGAGAAGGCCUCCUCCGCUGCUCGGCCUGCCAGAUGGUGUACUACUGCGGGCGGGACUGCCAGGCCGCCGACCGCGACGACCACAGGACGCCGUGCGGCGCCGUCAAGAAGGCGCGCCGCCUCUACCAGGCGGAGGAGACGGCGCUGCGCCAACGGCCGCCCGCCAUGUUGGAGCCCGGGCGGUACUUUGAGGACCACGUCGGCGACUUCUGGUCCUACGUCGAGACGCGGCCGUACAUGCGCGCGCGCUUCCACAUGGUGGACGCGAUGCUGACGAGCUACGGCACCGCCGGCGGGCCCGCCGACCUGGUGGAGACGGCCCUGGACCACCUGCUGGACAUGAUGCGCCUGUGCAGCGGCGACAACCUGGGCGUGCGGCACCUCGUGCCCGCGCUGUACAUCCGGCUGGGCAGGGACCAGGAAGCCCACGACUUUGUGAUGGGCAACGCGCCCGACGAGGGGCGGCCGACCUACGGCCUGGUCAGCGGGGCCCCGCCGAUGCUGAGCGUCCGAGACGCGGAUGCGCUGGAGGAUCCGGACCUGCGGUGGCCCGACGGCGUCUGGCUCGACCUGAGCGCCUGCGCGGCGCUGCUGCUGAUCAAGGUGCGGGUCCUGCUGGACCUGCGGGCCGUCCAAAACGCGGGGAUCGCGCUCCGCGGCGCCGUGCCCCGGGAGAUUGAGGACAUGGUCCGCGGCCAGCUCGUGGGCGGCGGCAUCGUGGGGUCGCGGCGCGACAUGCUGCUGGCCGGGCCGGACGAGACGGCGAGGCUGCUCGACGCCGUCAAGCGCCAGGUCGCCAGCCUGCACGCAGCGGUCGAUGCGUACAACGCCUACUUCUGGGACCUGCUGAUCCACGACCCGGACGCUGGUAUUUUGCGCAGGCCGAUGCGCUACGCGGCCCGCUCGCAGGAGGAGGCGUUGCAGAUGCUCGGAUACCACUAUGCUGCGUGGUACGAGACGCCUGGGGCGAUGGACGUGCUUCGCGGUCUGAAAGGGGAGGACUGUGAUGCUGCCCGGUUGAAUAAUGGAAGGGUUUCCCCAUCGUGUGUAUUCUAG